This is a messenger RNA of Hyposmocoma kahamanoa, 1625 nucleotides long. RefSeq lists its product as uncharacterized. Lineage: Eukaryota; Metazoa; Arthropoda; Insecta; Lepidoptera; Cosmopterigidae. Bases 20 to 1066 code for a protein of 348 amino acids. The record is from RefSeq and is a predicted model, not a curated record. The transcript is spliced from 7 exons.
UAUUACCUUCUUAUUUAACAUGUAUGUUGUUAAGUGUGUAUUUAUGCUACUAUUGAAAUGGGACAAUAUACAUAUUGCAGGAGGUAAGAGUGCCACAUCAUUCAUGGAGCGUUGCAUUGCAUUCAUUGGAGAUAAUGCAGCAGACUGUGUCAAGACCAAUGCAUUUCUAAACCUGCCUAAAGAGGCACUCAUCAAGCUCAUUUCCUCUGAUUUUCUUUGUUUAGAAGAGGAGGAAGUAUGGCGUUGUACAUUGGCUUGGGCGAAGCAACGCGCUGGAGUGACCCAGCCCACUGCGCACUGGACUGAGGAGGAACGCGCGCGCGUCUGCUUGCACUUGGCGCCGCUCAUGCAACACAUUAGACUGCUUCUAAUUGACAGCGCCGUGUUCGCCGAGGAGGUGGAGCCGACGGGCGCCGUGCCCAUGGAGCUGUCGCUGGAGCGCUACCGGCGCGCUGCGCUGCUGCGGGCGCCGCGCGCCGAGCCGCCGCACCGGCUGGACGACAAGCGCACCGUGCCCAGGUUGGCAGUGAACAUGUUCGCGGGUUCGCUGAUUCUGCAGCAGGACAAGAGCGCCUUCCAAGCGGUCAUCAACAACUGGUGCGGCACGCCGAAGGCGCAGUGGCGGCUGGUGCACCGCGCGUCGGCCGCGGGCUUCGCGGCGGCCGCCUUCCACGCCAACUGCGACGGCGUGGCGCCCGUGCUGCUGCUGGUGCUCACGCAGCGCGGCGAGGUGGUGGGCGGCUUCUCCGAGGCGGCGUGGGUGGCGGGCGGCGCCGGCGGCUACCUGCCGGCCGAGCGCGCCUUCCUGUUCGCGCUGCCCGAGCCGCCGCUCAAGCCCGCCAAGUACGCGCUGCUCAAGAAGCCCGUGGCGCUGUGCUACCACCCCGACUGCGGGCCCAUCUUCGGCGCCGGCGCCGACCUGCUGCUGGCGUCCAACUGCAACGCGAACAGCGACAGCUACAGCAACCUGCACUCGUACGGCGAGAGCGGCGCGCCCGCCAGCCUGGUGCACGACUACAACUUCACCGUCAGGGACUACGAGGUCUUCACCUAUAAACACGGCUAGGCCUCGGUCCGGGUCGGCGCCGUCCGUCGGCUGCUGCGGAGCGUCUUCGAUGCCGCCGCCGAGCUUUCCUGCCAGAUGAAAUCCUAGUUGGUUAUCGCUUCGUGGCCGACUUCACUGUCAUUACUUUCGUUCUCUUUAAAAAAUAAUAAUUUCAUUGAAAUAUCAUCGUUGACUCUGCAAAAUACGUGUUGAAAAUCUUCGAAUUGUGUAAUAACAUAAUAAUUCAUUAUAAAAAAGUGCCUAUGAAUGUGCCUCCUAACGUCUUGCCAUUGUUUAAGAAAUUUGAUGUGUCCACCGAUCAAUAUUAUAAUACAAUUUAAUAAUUAAUGAUUACUUUUUAUAAAUAAAGAAUAAAACACAGAAGUUUAUUUAGAGCCACUUAUAUCGAAGCUAAAAUUAGCCAGUCCACGCUGUGGGGCCCGAAAAGGUACAUUUGUCGCACCGUCAGUACUACGUCGUCCUCGCAGGUCACAUUAGAACGGCAAUAUUAAAAAUACAAAGGUAACGCCACAAUUGCCACUUACUGCGCCUUGCCAUUUCUCAGCCUCGAAAAGUAGAC